Molecule: messenger RNA, 1809 nt
Organism: Canis lupus familiaris (dog)
Lineage: Eukaryota; Metazoa; Chordata; Mammalia; Carnivora; Canidae
Gene: PRSS43
Product: serine protease 44-like
Exons: 6
Coding region: 32-1108 (358 amino acids)
Biological process (GO): proteolysis
Molecular function (GO): serine-type endopeptidase activity
Source: RefSeq, a predicted model, not a curated record
GUCCCCACAGGGCUGCGGCGCACGCGGGCCCAUGGCGUCCCGGGGCGGCCCCCUGGGCCUCCUGCUCUGGCUCCUGCUCCUCCAGCCCCUGCUUGGUGAGGGGUGCGACCCCAGCGAGGACUCUGCAAUGACCCCGGCAAGCUCAGAGGCGCCCUCGCCACCAGGGCACCAGGAGUCCCCGCGGAUGCCAAUACCCACUGCAGCCCCACGGCUUCUAGCGCUCGCAGUGGGAGAGGCCCCGGAGUCCCAUCAGACCACUGAGUAUGAACCACUGUCUCCUCAAGUGAGUCAGCUAGAAUGUGGCCCCAAGUCUACGAGGAGAGCCUGUUCAGUGCCCGCCUCAGACAAGAAGUGGCCCUGGCAGGUGAGCCUGCAGGCCCGGGAUAAACAUGUAUGUGGAGGCUCCCUCAUUGCUCAUCAGUGGGUGCUGACCGCCGCCAACUGCAUAAUUGGCCACGAGGAAUAUACAGUGAGGCUGGGAGACAACUUGUUACAACCUCAUUCCGAAACGGCACUGGUGGUUCCAGUUGAAGACAUCCUUUGCCAUCACUUUUUUGAUGAUAAAACUUUGAGACAUGACAUUGCCCUUGUUUUCCUGGCCUCCUCUGUGAAUUACUCUUCAUCCAUCCGUCCUGUGUCCCUCCCUAGAAGGGUUCUCCAAGUGGAAGCUAAGACAGAGUGCUGGGUGACUGGCUGGGGCCACCUGGAAAAAGGAGCUUCAGCAAUGGUACCGGUUCACCUUCAGGAGAGCAAGCAGCUCAUUCUUCACUACAGGAAAUGCAACCAGAUAUUACAGGCACAGUUAGGAACACUUCGCACCCUAGUGAAACAAGGGAUGAUCUGUGGCUAUCAAGAGGAGAAGGGUCCCUGCAAGGGAGAUUCUGGGGGGCCCCUGGUCUGUGAAUUUAGAGAAACAUGGGUCCAGGUGGGGAUUGUGAGCUGGGGCAUUGGCUGUGGUCACAAAAAUUCUCCUAUAGUUUAUACAGAUGUUAGUUUGUACAAAGAGUGGAUCAGCAGUCACUUGAAUCAGGCUUGCUCUUUGGGCUCAGCAGGCUUCUUCCCACUUCUGUGCCUGUUGCUGCCGCUGGGCAUCCUGGUGGCCCCAUGAUCACCCUGGCCCACUCCCCUCCUGUUUCUGAGUCUCACACUGGGCCUCUCCUCUGACUUCCCACUCCUACUCAAAUGCUCCUUCCUGCAAUUCUGGUUGGCAUCCACUGACCCUGUAGAGGACCACACCGUAGAAGGUGGCAGCAAGACUAGAGCCCAGAAAGUGCCCCAGCCUGAUGCCCCAAUCACCUGCCUCGGCCACACCCACACCUUGGCUGUGCCCUGCCUGCCUGGAAGGAGGGAGUGCAAGCAUGCCAGCUUGAGAGCCAGCCAGCCUGCGAGGCGGACCCCAGUGCGUCCUUGCCAUCUUGGAGAGCCUCUACCACAGAAGAGACCUCAGGAGCAGUGAGACAGCACUGGAGCUGGGUGUGGGCUCAGGCUGUCACCUGAGACUCUGUCAGAGCAGUCAGCUUGCUGGUGGUGCAGACAGAGGGGGAGGAAGUGUCACCAUGUCCCUGCUGAGGUGGGAGACCUGGGGUUUCCACAUCUGCCUUGGGUGUGUCUGGGGCUGGGAGGAGUUCCCCUUUACCCAGCAAGGAUCCCCCUAUGCGUGGCCAGCCUGUGGCACACAGGCCCUCUGUGAUGGCAGCCCUGUGAUGGGGCCCCCCUUCCUCAGUAGCUAGUGGCCACAUCCAGGCUCACCCCAAGUUGUGUGGAGGCAGUGAUGCAAUGCACAGAUUUCUGACAUCAACUGAAUAAACG